Micropterus salmoides (largemouth bass) is the source of this 6353-nucleotide messenger RNA. RefSeq lists its product as uncharacterized. Lineage: Eukaryota; Metazoa; Chordata; Actinopteri; Centrarchiformes; Centrarchidae. Gene Ontology annotation, molecular function: chemorepellent activity; semaphorin receptor binding. The coding region runs from base 331 to 2256 and encodes 641 amino acids. The record is from RefSeq and is a predicted model, not a curated record. Gene Ontology annotation, biological process: negative chemotaxis; semaphorin-plexin signaling pathway; positive regulation of cell migration. The transcript is spliced from 14 exons.
CCUGUAUUUUGUUAACCAAAAGGGAUUGUGUUUGUAGUCAUUUUUUGCCAUCCCACCUCUCAUUCCUGCGUGCCUGCUGAAAGGCUACACUCCCCCCUUUGCAUUUUGUUUCCGAGGUGGAGCCUGAUACCCCGACUUCUCCAAACUGAACUGCCGGUCCGGCGAAGCAGACGGACAAGAUAGGACUGGGACCAGCAGUCGGUGGCACAGAUCUGGAACGCAGUAGCUCGGGGAGGGACCAUACAGGCGACUGCAAGGAAAGAAGAGGGAUUUUUGAGGAAGGCUUCGUAUUUUUACAAACCGGCUACACAAGACAGAGCUUCAAGAAAGAUGAAUUCUUUCAUCCUGCUGUCGCUUUUUGCCACGAUUAUCGCCGGAAAGUCACCUCGGCUGAAAUUUGUUGUGCAUGAGCCAUCCAGGUUCCACUUCAACAAACCCGAGAAUUACAUCAGCAUGUACCACCAGGAAGGGAGCGACAUGUUGUAUGUGGGCGGCCGGGCAAUGGUAUACGUGUUGACGUUCACCAACAGAGGGGUCCGCGACCUGCAGAUCCCAGCGGCAUCUGAUCAGACUGCAAUUGAUACCUGCAAGGCCAAGGCUGCACCACUCGAGCUGGAGUGUGAUAAUUUCAUCACCGUCAUUCAGAAAGUAAACGACACAAUCAUAGUAUGUGGGACAAAUGCUGGAAGCCCCAGGUGCUGGAUGCUGGUAAAUGACACCGUGCUGACUGACGUCCAGGGCAAUGGGCAGAUAGCGUCGGCCUCUGACAUCUCCCCACCAUACCCUUCCCAGAGGUCCAUCAGCUUGCCCACAGAUGGGAGUCUGUAUUCUGCUAUGUCGUCAGUGGCAGGUCACUCCGGCUCGAUCCGGCGUACGUUUGGCUCCCAGAAACUCCUGAAGACGGAGAACAUUUGGCUGCUGAAUCCACAAUUUGCCGGUGCAGCAAUCAUCCCGUCUUCACAAAAGUUCAAGGAGGAGAUCUAUUUCUUCUUCAGUGAGCUCAACAAGACAGCCAGAGUGGACGAGGAACCUUACAGGGCCCGCAUUGGCCGAAUCUGCACGGUGGAUGAAGGGGGCAUCAAAGCCUUGCUGGAGAACUCAUGGACCACCUUCAUGAAGGCCCGGGUGAUGUGCGGUGCAGGAAACACUCAGCAGCAGUACAACAACAUGAAGCAGGCGGUGGUGCUUACAGCGCAGGACAAAAGGGCCGGGGUCAUGUACGGCCUAUUUUCCAAUGCAUGGGGAAGAACAGUGAUCUGUGCAUACUCCAUCGAAGAUAUUGACCAGGCUUUCUCCACAUCUAAACUGAAGGGCUACAGCAGUCCAUUCGUUGGCAGUCGCCCUGGGAUGUGUGUCCGCAAAAACUCGACAGUAGGAGGAGGAGGUCACAACGACAUCAAGAACCUCGGGGUUAUCAGAUACCACCCAGAAAUUGAGGAUGUGAUCCGGCCUGUUGGUGUGGCUCCACUCGACCUUCCGACAGAUGACCAAAUCACGCACACUGUGGCAGACAUUGUCCUGGCGGUCAACGAUGAGCACUACAGUGUCCUGUACCUUGGAACAGAACAAGGAAAAGUCCUCAAAGUUCUUCACACCAGCGAGGGGGUCUUCAUCAUAUCUCAAUACUCUCUGUUUCACAACGAGGGCCCCGUUCUAAGUAUGGCCAUUGACUCCCAAAAGGGACACCUGUAUGUUGGUACAGCGAUGGAGGUCCAGCGACUGCCACUGGCUGAUUGCAGUCGCUAUGGUGACACAUGCAGGGAGUGCAUUCUUUCCCGGGAUCCGUACUGUGGCUGGGACAUGGCCAGGAGGAAGUGCAUCGCCAUCCCACCUGGAUACAAUGUCACGUCUGGGACACUCCUUCAGAAUCUGGACGAGUCGAACGCCUCGGUUUGUGGGGAAGCUGCUGCUCUGAAGCAGCGUCGAACUUCCCCCAGAGAAGUUUUUGUGCAGUCCAACACCUCCGUCUUUCUUCCUUGCCCUGUGCGCUCCUUCCAUGCCACUUACCGCUGGGAGAAGGACAAUUGUGUCAAGAACUAUCCCUGCCUCUUCUCCGGGGACUUCUGUGUCCUGGGGCCGGUUGUUGACACACCCUUGAAGGAAGGGGUCUUUCGCUGCAUGGCCACCGAGGAUGGAUUCAAGGUUGAGGUUAUCUCCUUCAGGCUGGUAAACAACGGCAGGCUCCUGGCUGCCUCCCUGGCCUCCACCAUGGGGCUGUCGCUCCUGCUCGCCGUGGCUACCCUUUGGCUCCAUUAACUUCAGCUAACACUGAUGCUAACCCCUCAUCCUUACUGGCUCCCAAUGACAGGAAAGAGAAGGAGCCGCUCUUAAGAGGUUAGGUUUGCAGAGAGCACUAAAGUACAUGGUUGGGUGGGGCGGUGAAAAUUCACCCUUUCCCAAAUAAAUUUUUAGAGAAAGAUUCAGAAUGUCAGUUGAAUGAGGAUUAAAUACUGUAUUUUUAACUUAACGUAACACACCUUCAGAACUGGAAAACAUAUACAUUAACAUUCAGGCUAAAGUGAAUAGGCGUUGCAGUCAAUUAAUUUGACAUGUCUUGCAAGUACGAUUUAGAUUCAACCAUAAUUAGCUACUCUGCAAACCUUUCCUCUCUGACUCAAAAGAUAAACAUAUCGUAUGAGUUGGGCAAAAACACCAAUACCAGGCUAAUUCUUUUUCCCCCUCAUUUCUCUACUUAUUUUGAAAUUGACUUGAUUGUGCUUAUUUGUGAAUAUAUAAACCUUUAAUACCGCUCCUACAUCUAUUUAUUCAUCUUGUUAACCUUCAUUGGUAUAGCUCAUUUGUACUUAGAGAAAUGUCUGGUAUUGAGAUUUAAAAAAGCCUUAACACUUCUGGGACAUAAACUCCUAAGCACAAUUUUGCAGUUGAGGCAGAAUACUGCAGACUCGGUUGGACUUGGCGCUAUAAUUAGUGCAGCUGAGUCUAACUACAUCGCUGGGAGGAAGUGUCAGCUUUUUGACAGGAAGUAGGCGUAUGGGCAAAAGCUCAUUCUCGAACAUCACUGUGUCUCAGCACCUCCUCCUCAGAUGAGGCAGUUUCUUGCAUCUUUUUAUCAGAUGGUAUCAGAUCGUUAUUACGCCUUGUUCACAGCUUUGUCCUUUGUUUUUCUAUGUACAUGCCAUCGUCUUUCGUUCCUCCCCAGAGCAUCAGACACAAAACACUCGCCUUUUCAGGAUGUGAUAAACACAACAUCGCCUCCAGCUCCUUUGGAAAAAGAGUUACUUAAUGAUAGCAGUAAGGAGCAAACUGCGCUCAAUCAUAAAACUAUUAAAUUAUUUAAUCUCUAUCAGUCAACGUGAAGAUUAAAUUCUGGAUGUAUUUGUUGUGGAGAGACGGUGGUUCUAAGUUAUGUGAAACAGCGGUGACCUUUUUGCCAAUUCUGGUGUGUUGCCGGCAUGUCAUUAGUCCAUCAAUUUUAGGAAAUAGAGCAGACAGCGACAAAGAGAAGCUAAUCUGCUGCAUAUGAUAUCCAAUUUACCCUGACAAUGUGUAAAGAUGUGAACAAGGUGUUACGCUAUAGCAAUUUCAGUAAACACUUACCUACAUCACCAUGAGGGCAGAUGAAGCUAAAUGGAACUACAUAUUAAGAUUGCAUUUUACUAUGAGAAAAAAAAAGGCUUUUACUUAGAUCCGUGAAGUAUGUUCUGUAUUUUAUUGUUCUGCAGAUGCCGAUUUCUACCAUUGCUGCCUACGUAUGUGGCACUUUGUCUUGAUUGUUUGGGUUUUUAUGCCAUAGUUAGAAUGUGAUAUAUAACCAUUGACUACUUUGCCUCUUUCCCCAGGAAUAUCAGUGCAAAUGGGCAAUAUUUAAAUUUUUUUCUCUGUGCUGUAAAAUUAAAAGGCUUGACAGAUUCCAACAAGAUGCUUCACUGAUGUACAGCAGCAACCACAAUCAGUGGCGAGAGCAGUGACUUUAGGAUUUAACAUCAUGCUACAUCCGCAGCAUCAUCCUCUAACCUCUAAUAACAUAAAAUGUAUUAAGACAAAGAAGGCAGAUUAAAGAUCAAUGUAAAAGGAAAUAACAGUUGUGAAUGUAGCUGCAGUUCAACAGUUCUGAAAUACCAGAAAUGAAUGGCAAACCUUAUGAGUACUGAUCAGCUGACUGACGAAGAAGGCUUGUGUGGUGAUGAAUUAUGCAACGGAUUAGCAUGUUCUCCAGAGCUUUGAGAAUUAUCAUUCAGUAAUGUUACAUAAGUCUGGCCGUGCGGAGCCUUCCACAGUGGCAGCAAUGUCAUUAAUAGCUAAUUAGACAAUGAACCAGCUCGUCAUGCACUUUAUUAAAUAAUUUAUUUUACACCGUCAGGGAUAUGGGCAGCGAGCACAUUCUCAGCUGUGAAAAUCUUGAGGUACUGUCGUGUUUCUCACUCAGCUCGGUUGUACGUUGCUGCUCGGGGAUCUUAUUUCUUGCUGCAUUGCACUGACACGGGCUACUGACUGUGCCAAAAAAACAAAACAACGCUAUGCUGAGCCUCCUCAUCUGCCCAAUGCGUGGUGCUUCUUAUUAUGUUUAUUUGCUAAAUCCCUUGCUCCUUGCCUCACAUAACAUGUUGUCCCAGACAAACCCUGAGCGCAUGUACAACAACAGCCUUCCCCAAAACCAAACUGAAAAACACAAACCUACUGCAGAUCUGACAUGCAUAUUAACUGCCGUUGGGUUUCUGUGUCUCCACCAGGGUGGAGAUAAUUAACACCAGCCAACAGCCAAGCGCUGCUAAACAUUUAGUAAAAGGGUGUUAACAAAGCCAAUGCUGCCACAGACUUUUGGAAACUCACUCAAUGAACACGGACAUGCUCCAGUCAUUUUCCUGUAUAACCUCCUUUAUAACUAGAACUGCUGUAUGCAGUAUGUGUCUUAGUGAUUUGACUCAAAGCUAUUAUUACAAGCCAUUAUGAGAGGAGAGACCAAUGCUAUCCAAUGUUAAUUAGAUAACCAAACCUGGUAUCAUGAGCUUCUUCACUGUGUCCCACGUCCAUAUACUUGUAGAGACUGAAAACAGAAAAAUGACAACAUUGGUCAUUUGUUGAAAUGCUUAAAACAACCAACUGUUUGCACAUGCAGUGAAGAGUAUAAUAUUUCUAAUAAAUGUAGUCAGUCUCUUGAAAAGGAAAACUACAAAUAAGUGCAUUAUGUCUUUAAAUGCCCUCACAGUACUUCUCAGUCUUGGCCUUUGGGAAGUUAAGUACACAAACAAGUACUAUACUUUCAUUUGGACAAACAUUACAAUGGAUAUCAAAACUACUGCUAGUGUCAAAUUUGAAAACAUUUCAUGAAUACAUUCACAUGACCAAAGAAACAUAUUGUACAAAUUAGAUAAAAUCCAAGCCACAGUACAUCAAGGAUAUGCCUUUUGAGAAGUAUAAGCCUUUUACUGCUGUCAUGGGAGACAUCUUGCCAUCUUUUACAAUUGUUAUUCUGUUUAAUCUUUAAUCAAAUUUUCACAAAACUACUUUUAACGUACUUUUUAGCUGUUAUUAGCUCCUCCAUCUCCAUUGUUGUUGUUGUGCAACAAUUGUGUCCAUGAACUCUACACUCAAAAAGCAAGAGUUUUUUCCCUGCAUGCUAGCAUUUUGAGGUAAAUGUCCACACUAAAACACAGAGCUGGUCUGUGUUAUAGUGUGGACUUGGCACAUUGGUUUGUUUUCUCACCAGGAGCGAUGACCUUGUGUAAUGUACCCUCUUCAUGAGGAGCAUGAGCAUCAUUGGCUCUCUGGAAGGUGGAAUACAACCUUCAUCCUUCAGCACUUUACCCAAUCACCAUCUUUAACUCGACAAGGCUUUGUUACCCACACUUUUCUGGCUAAUGCGUGUAAUCACUUGCCGUCUUCAAAUGACAUCUCCACUAUGUUCAAGUCCUUGCUUUGAUAUGGAUAUUCACAUGACUGCUUUAUCAAAAUUAUCAAUAUCAAAAGUUAUUGCUCACUCGCAUCCGUCAUCGUCAGCCAGUCCGAUAAAGACUAAUCUCCUUCAAAGCAAGCUCUUGAUUUGCCUUCAGGAAACCAUUUUAAAUCGAUCGCGCUAUCUGCUGUAAACGACUUGACGUUGAGUGAAGCGGGUCACUGUUUUGUCUGCUCUGGGGUUUUGAGUGUCAAGUACUGUAUAUGAUGAUGUGUGCCCUCGAUUCUGUGUCUUGAUAUCUAAUUUUAAAAGUAACAUGCCAAACUAUUGUUAAAGAAGGGAUUUAUAUUGAUGCCAUGCCAGUCUAAUACCAUCUCAUAACGUAUUUUUAAAAAACAGAUAUCUAUAGUACAAUAGAUAUUCAUGUAACAAAUCCAUAUUGACAUGUGUUUCCCUGAACAUGUGCGGUGAAAUUAAUAAAAUAUCCGUAUGAAGAAAG